UUUUCUUAAAACUCGUGCCACCCUCCUCCGGAACUUUUAAAAGGGGACGGAGGGAGUAUGUUAGAAGAAGAAAAUUAGAUUAUUAAAGUUGGGCUAUGGUCAUAUUUCUAACGAUUUCUGAGGGUGCGCGAAAUUAUACAAUUUCUUUCUAGAACAAACGGUUCAACUCAUACAAGUGAUCCAACCAUCUGCCGAACGUACAAACGGUGAAGCAGCAAUCCGGCUUCUCAGGUUCUCAUUCUGAAACAACAACCCGCAAUCGGCUUCCCAGCAGCAACCGCGAGCCACCACCCACCGUCCGAACCAUCUCUGGAUUCGCCGCCUGCCGCCGACUUAGGUUGACAAUACCUGGUCUUGGAGAUUAUCAAUCACUCCGUACUACAUAUCUUCGACAAAGAAGUACUGAACAAAGGUUUCACAGCUAACACACAAUUUUGUAAGUGCCUCUACUUAAAUACCAGUCUUCAUAUCCGGAUCCCCCAAGCAAACAAACCAAACCCAUCCAGGAACCUCCGGCCUUCAGUUCCCCAAACUCAGAGAUGGAAAGUGCAGCAUCGGCUGCGGUGAAUCACCAAAUCGUUGACGUACGGUCUGUGGUGGAGGCAGUGGCCGCUGCAGGAGAUAAUGCAGAUACCAAUUCGCCCCUUCUUGAGGUUGAGAGCCUAUGUAUGCGCUGCAGAGAGAAUGGAGUAACUAGGUUCUUGUUAACUUUAAUACCUCACUUUAGGAAGAUACUAUUGUCAGCGUUUGAGUGCCCCCAUUGUGGUGAAAGAAACAAUGAAGUGCAAUUUGCUGGUGAAAUUCAGCCACGUGGGUGCUGCUAUAGCUUGUGUUUUCAUGCUGGCGAUCAAAAGGUGCUUGAUCGAACAGUGGUAAAAUCUGAAAGUGCUACUAUCAAGAUUCCUGAACUGGAUUUUGAGAUCCCUACGGAGGCACAACGUGGUUCUUUGUCCACGGUGGAAGGGAUAUUGGUUAGAGCUGCUGAUGAGCUGGAGGCCCUUCAGGAUGAAAGAAAGAAAGUUGAUCCCAAGAUGGCUGAAGCUAUAGAUGAGUUUUUGGUAAAGUUAAGAGCUUGUGCAACUGGAGAUUCAUCCUUCACCUUUAUUCUUGAUGAUCCCUCUGGUAACAGCUUCAUUGAAAAUCCGUUUGCUCCAUCUCCUGACCCCUUGCUGAUCAUUAAGUUCUAUGAGAGAACUCCUGAACAACAGAAAGCUUUAGGGUAUCUUGUUGAUCCCUCACAUGUAGACGACCACACCAGUGAGACAUUGAAAAAGGGGGCAAAUAAUCAAAUGGGAAGUGCGGCACAUGGAGCAGUUGGUGCAAAAGCUGGACGACAUGCCAUUGCUCAGAGUAAUACUGCUGAAAUCUCAGAAGCUUUAUUUAGAUAUUCUUCGCCAGAGGAGGUGAUGGUAUUUCCAACGACUUGUGGAGCUUGUGCUGCAAGUUGUGAAUGCCGAAUGUUUGUUACUAACAUUCCUUAUUUUCGAGAAGUUAUUGUAAUGGCAUCUUCUUGUGAUGCUUGUGGGUAUCGCAAUUCCGAGUUGAAACCUGGUGGUAGCAUUUCUGACAAAGGGAAGAAGAUCACAGUUCACGUGGAGAAUGUUAAAGAUUUAAGUAGAGAUGUGAUAAAGUCAGAUAGUGCUGCGGUGAGCAUACCAGAGCUUGAUUUGGAGCUUACCAGUGGCACUCUGGGUGGUGUUGUGACAACAGUUGAAGGUUUAGUCACAAAAAUUAGUGAAAAUCUUGAAAGGGUGCAUGGGUUCACAUUUGGAGAUAGUCUAGAUGGUGACAGGAAAUCCAAGUGGCUGGAUUUCACAGAAAGACUUCGCAAGCUUUUGAACUUGGAAACACACUGGACUUUGAUUAUCGACGAUGCAUUGUCAAAUUCUUUUGUGGCUCCUGUUACUGAUGAUCUGAGAGACGACAAGCAGUUAACAUUUGAGGAAUAUGAGAGAUCAUGGGAACAAAAUGAGGAGUUAGGCAUUAACGACAUGGACACAUCUAUGGCCGAUGCCUCCUAUGCUUCUGUGGACACUGCAGCUGCCAAAGAAAACUGAUGGGUGGGGAGCUGGGCCCCACACUCCUCGGCAUCAUACCCCUUGUGUUGUAAUUUUUCUUUGUAGCUUAAAGCCUAAAUUUCACAUUUGUUGUGGACAAAAAAGGCGUUUUUCGUGGACUGUUAAUGACAAAGUUACCGUUCUAACUUUAACUUGUUAUGUACUUGUAGAAUAGCAGUAACUACAUCUCUUUUGGUAAUUUUAAAUACUUCCUAAUUGAUUUUGUUAUAUUUGCAAAAGUUUUGAUUGAAACGGUUGUUGAAUUUGUUAACUUAUGAAAAAGUUCUGGAUUAUUCAAAUUUAUAUUGG
Cuscuta epithymum is the source of this 2366-nucleotide messenger RNA. The record is from the annotation of a GenBank genome assembly. Lineage: Eukaryota; Viridiplantae; Streptophyta; Magnoliopsida; Solanales; Convolvulaceae.